AUCACGUGACUGGACAAGAUGGCAGACACAGCGAUUUUUCAAGCAUGGCUACUUUCAUUUUGUUAUUUCACUACAGUCAUGACUUUGAAAAUGCCAUACGAGUUCAUAGCAGAUGAAACAAGUAAUUAUGUUCUACCUAAACUUCCUUACGAUUAUAAAGAUUUGGAGCCAUUCAUUGACGAGGCCACAGUGCGGGUACACCAUCUUGGCCACCAUGCCGCAUACACCACAAAAAUGAACAUUGCGCUAGAACAGUGGACAACCGACAGUGAGGUUAAAGAAUCAGUAUCUUUAGCCCAGAAACCAAUACUGGACAUUCUGAUUGGACUUGAUGAUGUACCAGAAAAAUACAAAAGUAGUAUACAAAACAACGGUGGGGGUUAUGUGAAUCAUAACUUCUACUGGUCUGUGAUGUCACCAAAUCCAAAUUCAGAUGACAGAGAGCCAAUCAAUCAACUGGGAGACGACAUUGUUCAGGAAUUCAGAAAUUUCUCCAACUUCAAAGCAAUGUUUACCAAGGAAGCCCUCUCACUAUUUGGAUCAGGUUAUGUGUGGUUGAGUCGAGAUCCAAAUGAAAAUGGAAAACUUGUCAUUUCAAAAACAACCAACCAAGACUCGCCUCUUACAGAUGGAUUUCAGCCAAUCCUUGUUAUUGAUGUAUGGGAGCACGCUUAUUAUCUAAAACACCAGAAUCUCCGACCAAAGUAUGUUUCUGACUGGUGGAACCUUGUUGACUGGUCAGCUGUGGAAGAACUUGACAAUUGGUGGAAAGGACCAAACUAUGGUUUUCAUGAUGAAUUUUAACUUAUUAUCUAACCUAACUAGCCAUGAUUUCU
Mizuhopecten yessoensis (Yesso scallop) is the source of this 836-nucleotide messenger RNA. RefSeq names its product superoxide dismutase [Mn]-like. The record is from RefSeq and is a predicted model, not a curated record. Gene Ontology annotation, biological process: superoxide metabolic process. Gene Ontology annotation, molecular function: metal ion binding; superoxide dismutase activity. The transcript is spliced from 4 exons. Lineage: Eukaryota; Metazoa; Mollusca; Bivalvia; Pectinida; Pectinidae. The coding region runs from base 19 to 804 and encodes 261 amino acids.